GAGAAAAAAAAGGUUAAAAAGCCGCCAGUUCUUCACUACCACCCGCUUCGAAUCUACACCGCCACAACACAACACAACCAAGAUCCUUCAUUACCCUCUCUCGCUAUGCAUUUUCGCGCAUUCAUUCUAUUCCCUCCUUUGAACGCCUUCUUUUGAAUCUCUCUAAUCCUAAUCUCUCUCCUUAACUACUUUUUUAUAUUAUCUUUUUUCUCUUCCUUCCACGUGAUUUGCCAAUGGAUCUUUGUUCGCAUCUCUUCAUCACAUCUUGAAUCUGCAACUCCUCUUUCACACAGCAAAAUAGCAUCUUUUGAACAUUUAUUUUUGCUGCAAAAAAUGAACAUGUCUUUGCGUCUCAUAUGUCCUACAAGUGAAGCUAUGCAGUACAAAAAUGUAAAUCCUCUUCUGUCCAGACCCUCCUUCACAAGGGUUUCUUGUUUCAUGAAGAGAAAUGUAUGUAAUCGCUACGAUGGAAGAAACACGAGUGUGUAUUGCCAAUUGAUGCAUGACCAUUUAGAAGAAUCAUAUAAAAGAAAGAAAAAGCUAGAAUUGCCUCUACAGACGCAGGGUUUUGUGAGGACUUUGUUGAUUGAUAACUAUGACAGUUAUACAUACAAUAUAUACCAGGAACUAUCUGUUAUUAAUGGUGUCCCUCCUGUGGUGAUUCAAAAUGAUGAUUGGACGUGGGAAGAACUUUGCUAUUACUUGUACGAAGAAAAUGCAUUUGAUAACAUCGUAUUAUCACCUGGACCUGGCUCUCCGGCAUGCCCAGAAGAUAUAGGCAUUUGUCUUCAAAUAUUGCGUGAAUGCAGGGAUAUUCCUAUUCUGGGUGUUUGCCUUGGACACCAGGCAUUGGGUUAUGUGCAUGGAGCUCAAGUUGUCCAUGCAUCUGAACCAGUUCACGGGCGUCUGAGUGAAGUUGAGCACAAUGGAUGCCAACUUUUUCAGGGCAUACCUUCUGGUAGAAAUUCUGGUUUCAAGGUGGUUCGAUAUCAUUCGCUGGUGAUAGAUUCUGAAUCGCUUCCUGAAGUGCUCAUUCCAAUAGCAUGGACUUCAAGUAGGACACUUCCGUUUAUUGGAUCUGAGGUUUUGGACAAGUACAAUGGUCAUGAGCUUCAAACUGAUCAAAGCAUUUUCCUUGAUUCAUUAUUGCCUGAAGCAGGAAAUGGAAGUUCAAGCCUUGUUGAGUACGGACAAACUAGAAAUGCAAGGGUUCUUAUGGGAGUCAAGCAUUCUACAAGGCCACACUAUGGUGUGCAGUUUCAUCCAGAGAGUGUUGCAACCUGCCACGGAAGCCAAAUAUUCAAGAAUUUUAGAGAGAUUACAGAUGAUUAUUGGCUGAGAUGUAGGUCAUCAUACAACAAAGGAAAACAUGCUAAUUCUGAUGCACACGCGCAGGUUUCAAGUGCCAGUAGACUCUACAGACAUUUAGUACAUAAUAAUACUGAGGUGAACUACAAAAGUUUGAAGUUGAAAUGGAGGAAAUUUGAUCACUUGGCUGGGCAAGUUGGUGGCGCAAAAAGUAUAUUCUGUCAGUUGUUUGGACAGGAAGCUGAAAACACCUUUUGGUUGGAUAGUUCCUCCACAGAGAUGGGAAGAGCACGCUUUUCGUUCAUGGGAGGAAAAGGUGGAUCACUUUGGAAGCAGUUAACGUUCAGGUUGUCUGAUCAGAGUGAUGGGAGUUCAAAAGGUGGGGGUCAUUUGUCACUGGAAGAUUCUGAAGGUUGUGUCAAAACAAUAUUCUUGGAAGGAGGUUUUCUUGAUUAUUUGAACAAGGAGCUUCAAUCAUAUCGUUAUGAGAAGGAUGAAUAUGAAGGUCUACCAUUUGAUUUUCACGGUGGAUAUGUUGGUUACAUCGGGUAUGACCUCAAAGCUGAAUGUGGUGUCACAUGUAACCAUCACAAAUCUAAAACUCCAGAUGCAUGUUUUUUCUUUGCUGAUAAUCUUGUUGCUGUUGAUCACAAAUAUGAUGAUGUUUAUUUAUUGGCUAUACAUGAAGAAAGUUCAAGUAUUUCACAAUGGUUGGAUGAUACUGAGGAGAAGCUUCUGAGCUUAACUGGUUCUGUGAGGAUGGAUUUAGAAAGGCAGCACUCUCAUCCUUCAACUUUUUCCUCACAUAAGGCUGGUUUCGCAGCUGAAAAAUCUAAAGAGCAGUACAUUAGAGAUGUUAAGAAGUGUCUAAACUACAUUAGAGAUGGAGAGAGCUAUGAGUUGUGCCUCACAACCCAGAUAAGGAAACCGGUUGAGGUAUUAAAUUCUCUUGGACUUUACCUACAUUUGAGAGAAAGGAAUCCAGCACCUUAUGCGGCUUGGCUGAAUUUUCCAAAGGAAGAUCUGUGUAUUUGCUGUUCUUCCCCCGAGAGGUUCCUGCAGUUGGAUAGGAGUGAUAUGCUAGAAGCUAAGCCCAUUAAGGGUACUAUAGCUCGUGGUGCUACUGAAGAGGAAGACAAACAACUCAAAUUGAAAUUACAGCUCAGUGAAAAGGAUCAGGCAGAAAACCUGAUGAUUGUUGACCUUCUAAGAAAUGACCUUGGUCGUGUAUGUGAUCCUGGAUCUGUUGACGUACCGCAUCUCAUGGAAGUACAAUCAUAUGCAACUGUUCACACAAUGGUGAGUACAAUUCGUGGGAAAAAGAGGUCAGAUAUAAGUGCUGUAGACUGUGUCAAAGCUGCAUUUCCCGGUGGUUCGAUGACAGGCGCACCAAAGUUGAGAUCAAUGGAACUUCUUGAUUCUCUCGAAAGUUGUUCUCGAGGCAUCUACUCAGGCUGCAUUGGAUUUUUCUCAUAUAAUCAAACAUUUGAUCUAAAUAUUGUCAUAAGAACAGUUGUUAUACACGAGGGUGAAGCUUCCAUAGGAGCUGGAGGGGCAAUUGUAGCUCUGUCAAACCCGGAAGACGAAUAUGAAGAGAUGAUCUUGAAAACAAAAGCACCAGCAAACACUGUGAUAGAUUAUGAAUAGAGAGCAAUUAAUCAGACCAUUAAUUUUUUCCCUUUUGGCCCAUGGUCAGACAACAAUGAUUUGAUGCCUUUUGUCCUACUAAUCAAUCAUUUUAUAUUUUCACAUACAAAAUUACAAUGGAUCCUCAUCUUCCUGGAUAUGUUACGACUGAAGCUUUAUAGCAGCAGUUGCCCUUUACAGAAGGAAUGCAAAGGAUCCAAAAGAAUGGUGGUAUAGCAAGGAUAAAUUGUUUUGGGGCGAGGUUCCUUUUUCAACAGGAAGAUUUCUUUUAAAUUUUAUAGUGCGUGCUUACAAGCUUGAUCUGGUCUGUAAUAUAUGUUAAUAUUUAUUUAUGCAUAUGCUUGGCUGUAAUUUUGGCUUGCUGGGUUUUGUUUCUGGUUUUUCUAUACUGUAAUUUGUGUUGAAUGAAUUGCCAACAAUUUCUUUGUAAUUUGUGUUUAUUCAUUUCCUUGUGAAAUUGGUGACAUUUGUUCA
This is a messenger RNA of Medicago truncatula (barrel medic), 3429 nucleotides long. Its product is annotated as aminodeoxychorismate synthase, chloroplastic. Gene Ontology annotation, molecular function: aminodeoxychorismate synthase activity. The record is from RefSeq and is a predicted model, not a curated record. Bases 334 to 2955 code for a protein of 873 amino acids. Gene Ontology annotation, cellular component: cytoplasm. The transcript has 14 exons. Gene Ontology annotation, biological process: L-tryptophan biosynthetic process; folic acid-containing compound biosynthetic process; 4-aminobenzoate biosynthetic process. Lineage: Eukaryota; Viridiplantae; Streptophyta; Magnoliopsida; Fabales; Fabaceae.